Branchiostoma floridae (Florida lancelet) is the source of this 929-nucleotide messenger RNA. Its product is annotated as ribosome maturation protein SBDS-like. Lineage: Eukaryota; Metazoa; Chordata; Leptocardii; Amphioxiformes; Branchiostomatidae. The transcript is spliced from 5 exons. The coding region runs from base 169 to 927 and encodes 252 amino acids. Gene Ontology annotation, biological process: cytosolic ribosome assembly; ribosome biogenesis. The record is from RefSeq and is a predicted model, not a curated record.
UGACCUUUGACAUGUAACACACAACUUCCGGAUUGCGCCAGUGAUUGUAACGACCAGCUGACUUUGCCCGAUUUGGAAACUUUCUCUGCGUUUUUCGUGCGUAACUAGGACUUGACAAUCGUCACAAGUUUCUGAAGGACUUAUUUCUCUUCAAUUGAACAUUUAGAAAUGUCGAUAUUUACGCCGACAAAUCAGAUUCGACUGACAAACGUCGCAGUCGUCAGACAGAAGAGAGCAGGGAAAAGAUUUGAGAUCGCUUGUUACAAAAACAAGGUGAUGGGAUGGAGAAGUGGCGUAGAGAAAGACAUAGAUGAAGUCCUUCAAACCCACACUGUGUUCACAAAUGUGUCCAAGGGAGAGGUGGCCAAGAAACAAGACAUGGUGAAGGCAUUUGGCACAGAGGACCAGACAGAGAUUUGUAAACAGAUAUUGAAGAAAGGUGAGCUGCAGGUGUCAGAGAAGGAGCGUCACUCCCAGUUAGAGUCCAUGUACAAGGAUAUCGCUACGCUGGUAGCGGACAUGUGCGUGAACCCGGAGACAAAGAGACCGUACACCGUCGGGCUGAUUGAGAAGGCCAUGAAGGAUGUGCACUUUUCCGUCAAACCAACCAGAAAUACGAAACAACAGGCACUGGAAGUGAUAAAGAAACUGAAGGAGACAGAAACCAUCAACAUUGAGCGUGCCCAGAUGCGCAUCAAGUUCACCGUUCCACAGCGAGAGGCAAAGAAGGUGCGGACUAAGCUGACCAAGAUUGCCAAGAAGGUGGAGGGAGAAAACUGGGAAGAUGACGAGUUCAAUAUGGUGGCCCUGAUGGACCCUGGGUGUUUCCGUGAGGUGGAUGAGCUCAUCAGAGUAGAGACCAAAGGGAAGGGCAGCAUGGAGCUGCUGAGUCUGAAAGAGGUGGAGGAAGGAGAUGAGAAGUUCUGAAG